CCAAUAGCGAUUCAACAUACACACAUGUACUACCACAGCUUUUGCCCCAACAGUAGUGUCCUUUGCCUUGUAUUCUCCUCUCCUCUCCUCUCCUCUUGGUGAUGACUGAUCGAUGACCACCAGCUGCUGCACAUAUCAUCCCCUUUCACUCCCUCUCCCUCUCUCUCUCUCUAUAAGAUGGCAACACCCUGAUCUCUAGCUUAGCUGCAGAGGGGAGAGGAACCUCACAUCCAAACUCCUAGCUACAACUUGUACUAGCAUCCUAAGCAACCAAGCACAACCAAAGCAAGCAAGCACGAACAAUUCUUUCUUCCUCUCUACCUCUAGCUGCUGCCUGCCUCCUAAUCCUCCUACCCACCACUCCACAUGAGCCCAUGCUGUGUGCCUGUGUCUGUGUGUGUGUUCUACUCCUACCAUGAGAGAAGAGACCAAGCAUCAACCAAGCUAGCUAGCUCGUCCUCUCCUCGAUCUCUACUUCUCUCUCCCACACAAGCUGAGCGCCCAGGUAGGCUGCCUGCUAGGUCUCGUGCAUGGCCGGACACAUCUGAUCAUAGCCCACUACGGCACUAUUCCCCCCUUCCGCCUCGCACGCUGAGAGGUGGCCGGAGAGGGAGGGAGGCCAGCGAGCAGCAGUAGCAGCAGCAACGCGGCUAGGAGUAAGGAGUCCCAUCAGUAAAGCAUGCUUCCUUUCUUCGAUUCCCCAAGCCCCAUGGACAUACCGCUUUACCAACAGCUUCAGCUCACCCCUCCCUCUCCAAAGCCCGACCACCACCACCACCACCAUUCCACCUUCUUCUACUACCACCACCACCCACCUCCCUCCCCUUCCUUCCCCUCCUUCCCCUCCCCCGCCGCCGCCACGAUCGCCUCGCCGUCGCCGGCCAUGCACCCCUUCAUGGACUUGGAGUUGGAGCCGCAUGGGCAGCAGCUGGCGGCGGCGGAGGAGGACGGGGCAGGCGGGCAAGGCGUCGACGCCGGGGUGCCCUUCGGCGUCGACGGAGCGGCGGCGGCCGCGGCGGCGAGGAAGGACCGGCACAGCAAGAUAAGCACCGCCGGCGGGAUGAGGGACCGGCGGAUGCGGCUGUCCCUCGACGUCGCCCGCAAGUUCUUCGCGCUCCAGGACAUGCUCGGCUUCGACAAGGCCAGCAAGACGGUGCAAUGGCUCCUCAACAUGUCCAAGGCCGCCAUCCGGGAGAUCAUGAGCGACGACGCCUCCUCCGUCUGCGAGGAGGACGGCUCCAGCAGCCUCUCCGUCGACGGCAAGCAGCAGCAGCACAGCAACCCGGCGGAUCGGGGCGGCGGCGCCGGGGACCACAAGGGCGCCGCUCACGGCCACAGCGACGGGAAGAAGCCGGCCAAGCCGAGAAGGGCAGCGGCCAACCCGAAGCCACCGCGGCGGCUGGCCAAUGCGCACCCCGUCCCCGACAAGGAGUCGCGCGCCAAGGCGAGGGAGCGGGCGCGGGAGCGGACCAAGGAGAAGAACCGGAUGCGGUGGGUCACCCUCGCCUCGGCAAUCAGCGUCGAGGCGGCCACCGCGGCGGCGGCCGCGGGGGAGGACAAGUCGCCGACGAGCCCCAGCAACAACCUGAACCACUCAUCGUCCACCAAUCUUGUGAGCACCGAAUUGGAGGACGGCUCCUCGUCAACGCGCCACAACGGCGUCGGCGUCAGCGGCGGCCGGAUGCAAGAAAUCUCGGCGGCUAGCGAGGCGAGCGACGUGAUCAUGGCGUUCGCCAACGGCGGCGCGUACGGCGACAGCGGCAGCUACUACCUGCAGCAGCAGCAUCAGCAGGAUCAGUGGGAGCUCGGCGGCGUCGUCUACGCCAAUUCGCGGCACUACUGCUGAUGUGAUCAUCCAUCCACACACGAACGAACGAACGAACGGUACGGCACUAAGAUCGAACUCCUGCAGCUACAUAAUUAUCCUUUGCUUCUCAAGAGUAAUAAUUCUUGACGUGUUAAUUAAUCCGGGUGUGUAUUAAUUCCCUCUUUAUUAUUUUUUCUCGCGUUUAUCCGGAGUUGACUGUGGUGAAGACGAACUUUGGUUUGGUCAUCGCAUGGUGUGCAUUGCAUAUAUAGCUAGCACUAUCGUCUGAUCGAUGAUUCAUCAUCAAUGGAGUCGUCUAGUAUUAAUCUGUGUGCAUGUUCAGA
This is a messenger RNA of Oryza sativa Japonica Group (Japanese rice), 2151 nucleotides long. Its product is annotated as transcription factor TB1-like. Gene Ontology annotation, biological process: regulation of secondary shoot formation. The record is from RefSeq and is a predicted model, not a curated record. Lineage: Eukaryota; Viridiplantae; Streptophyta; Magnoliopsida; Poales; Poaceae. Gene Ontology annotation, cellular component: nucleus. Gene Ontology annotation, molecular function: sequence-specific DNA binding; DNA-binding transcription factor activity.